This is a messenger RNA of Hevea brasiliensis (rubber tree), 1259 nucleotides long. RefSeq lists its product as uncharacterized. The record is from RefSeq and is a predicted model, not a curated record. The transcript has 3 exons. The coding region runs from base 249 to 1091 and encodes 280 amino acids. NCBI's taxonomy places the organism in Eukaryota, Viridiplantae, Streptophyta, Magnoliopsida, Malpighiales, Euphorbiaceae.
CGUUCCUCUCCUUCCUCACCAUUCACAUUCAACACCAUCACCAUUUCUCUGUUUCUACCUACCCGGAAAAAAAAAAAACAAAACUUUCUCCACCUAUAAGAACAACUUUGAUUCUUCAACACCUACCUAAUAACCUCAUAAUCCUCAUCAGAAAUUCAGAAUACCAACUGGGUAUCUGCUAUUUUCUAUUGAGAAUCACUCCUGCAUGAUCGUUUAGACACAGAAAAGAAGAUAAAAUUUUCAAAACUAUGGGUUCUGAAGCAAGUCCUACACCUAGGCUCCCCCUGUUUUCGCUUCGAAGCAAGUCAAAUGAGCCACAAGGGUUACCGACUCCACCUAUCCAUACCUUAGCCUCAGUUCCAUUCCAGUGGGAGGAAGCACCAGGAAAGCCCCGACCCUGCACCACCACCAACGAGCAGCAGCCCAAGUCGAAGACUGCAAGAUGCCUAGAGUUGCCUCCGAGGCUGUUAUGUGAAGCCAAAGUCAAUAACCUUCCCUCUCCUACCACUAUCUUGGAUGGACCUUAUUUGGGUCACUCUCGGUCUCGCUCUAGGUCGCUGUCGUUUGGGAAAGGAAUGUCGUCCUUUAGUAGCUUAGAGAACCUGGGCAGGAGAGGAAAUAAGGGGAGAAUGAUAUUUGGGUCUAGCCGGUGGGGGAGUUUUAGAAGGAAUAAAGAGGUUGUUGAAGGCAGUGUUGACUUUUCAUCUUCCCCAGUUUUUGAUAGUGGUGAUGGUGGUCUUAGUACAAAGGUGAAAAUCACAAGGAUUAGAAGGAAGUCCAGCUUCUUGAGUUUCUCUUCCACAAGAUCACAUUUGUGGAAGCCAUUGAUUUUCUUGAUUGAUUCCUGGGGAAGUACUUCACUUGAAAAAUUUCCAAAACAAUGCGUGCGCCUUGGAAGCUUACAAACAUCUAUGAAAGCUUUAAGCAGGUGGUCCCAUGGAGACGUAGGCAGCAGAGAAAUUGAGACAGAUAAUAAGCCAGUAAUUUAUCACCAAAUGCCAACUUUUGAUCUUCUAGACCUGGUAAAGUCCAAUUCCAAGUGGUGUGCUCUAAUUCCCCUGCCAUGUUUGGUUGAAAUUUUGUAUAUAUAGGAACAAUGUUGAAGACAAUAGUUCCUGCUUAGUUAAUUUGAUAAUGUAAUAAUAUUUGGAUAAAUGCUGCCAACUUAGUAUCAUCUGAUGUUUACUUAAUAUUACUAAUGAAUUUGCUUAAAUGUCAACUGAUACGAUUAACUAUUAUUAUGCAUAUACUUUUCUCAA